AUGCGCCUUGUCUUGCCCCUCUUCCCCCCCUCCCCCCUCCCCUCAAUCCUUCUCCCCCCUGCCCCUGACGAAAGAUGCAAAAAAGGGCAGAGCCAGGCUGCCCUGUCUGCAAAGGGCAUGGUGUCUUCCCAAUCCAUGUGGCAUACCCCUGCCGUUCUUUCCGUUGCUGGCAGACGAGAGACCAUGGCCGUCUUUUUGCGAAUUGCGGUGCAGGCGGUGCAGAUUAUUGGUAGAAGCGACAUUUACACAUGUAGACAUGUGCCUAUGCGUGCUUCGGCUCUACGAUCUACUACAAGUACAGGACCUAUCCAACAGCACAAAGUACAAGACGCGACGGGCAGCAGGGAAGCUCCCCACCUGGCCGAGGGGCCAGAGAGCGGCCAGCAGCAGCCGAAAAAAGCGCAGCGAGCAAGGGCCCCACGCCGAGGGGGACAGAUGCGGGAUGGGAUGGAUGCACUAGGCUCUGUUGAAUCUGCGAUAAGGUCGCAAGCGGGCGUGGGCCAGAGAGGCCAGGGAAGCCAAGGGAACCCAGGAGGGGAACCCAGGGACGCGCUGCCAAGUGGGUUCCGUGGAAUCUCCUGGCACUGGCAGCCCUGA
Molecule: messenger RNA, 597 nt
Organism: Plenodomus lingam JN3
Lineage: Eukaryota; Fungi; Ascomycota; Dothideomycetes; Pleosporales; Leptosphaeriaceae
Source: RefSeq, a predicted model, not a curated record